This is a messenger RNA of Trichechus manatus latirostris (Florida manatee), 624 nucleotides long. It is a transcript of the gene FGF16, whose product is annotated as fibroblast growth factor 16. Gene Ontology annotation, molecular function: growth factor activity; fibroblast growth factor receptor binding. Gene Ontology annotation, cellular component: cytoplasm. Gene Ontology annotation, biological process: positive regulation of endothelial cell chemotaxis to fibroblast growth factor; positive regulation of gene expression; animal organ morphogenesis. Lineage: Eukaryota; Metazoa; Chordata; Mammalia; Sirenia; Trichechidae. The transcript is spliced from 3 exons. The record is from RefSeq and is a predicted model, not a curated record. Bases 1 to 624 code for a protein of 207 amino acids.
AUGGCGGAGGUGGGGGCGGUCUUCGCCUCCUUGGACUGGGAUCUGCAUGGCUUCUCCUCCUCUCUGGGGAGCAUGCCCUUAGCUGACUCUCCGGGUUUCCUGAACGAGCGCCUGGGCCAGAUCGAGGGGAAGCUGCAGCGCGGCUCGCCUACAGACUUCGCCCACCUGAAGGGGAUCUUGCGGCGCCGCCAGCUCUACUGCCGCACAGGCUUCCACCUGGAGAUCUUCCCCAACGGCACGGUGCACGGCACUCGCCACGACCACAGCCGCUUCGGAAUCCUGGAGUUUAUCAGCCUGGCUGUGGGCCUGAUCAGCAUCCGAGGAGUGGACUCUGGCCUGUACUUAGGAAUGAACGAGCGAGGAGAACUAUAUGGGUCGAAGAAACUCACACGUGAAUGUGUUUUCCGGGAACAGUUUGAAGAAAACUGGUACAACACCUAUGCCUCCACCUUGUACAAACACUCGGACUCAGAGAGACAGUAUUAUGUGGCCCUGAAUAAAGACGGCUCACCCCGAGAGGGAUACAGGACUAAACGACACCAGAAAUUCACUCACUUUUUACCUAGGCCAGUGGAUCCUUCUAAGUUGCCCUCCAUGUCCAGAGACCUCUUCCGCUAUAGGUAA